Molecule: messenger RNA, 3826 nt
Organism: Esox lucius (northern pike)
Lineage: Eukaryota; Metazoa; Chordata; Actinopteri; Esociformes; Esocidae
Product: SPARC-related modular calcium-binding protein 1
Exons: 10
Coding region: 487-1770 (427 amino acids)
Biological process (GO): extracellular matrix organization
Cellular component (GO): basement membrane
Molecular function (GO): calcium ion binding; heparin binding; extracellular matrix binding
Source: RefSeq, a predicted model, not a curated record
GAUAAGAGUUGUAGGUUAUAAAUCAUUUUCAUACCUAUAGCUUACUGUGAACUAGUAAAAUAUGGCAUGCAUUUCCAGUUCAGCCGUGCGCAUGCACGCAGAUGUUAUUGUCGAACGGAAGGGGGAUGGAAGCCCAAGCUGGGGAUUUUGCAGGGGAGGUGCAGAGGUUCGUAGUCUUAAACUGAAAUGCAGCAGGACAGAGACAUUUUUAGUGUAGUUUUUGUUGUUGUUGUCGAUACUUCUAAGCAAAACACGACUGAACGAAUUUUCGACCGAUCGUCAUCAUUGAUUUGUCUUGAAGCUUGUCAACUGACAAAAUGAGUUGCUGAAAACAAACGAUAAAGCACAGUAAACCCGCUUCCGAUUAAGCUUUACCACCAAAGGCUGGCUUGGCUGGCGUCUCGGGCCCCGCGCUUUGCCACAGACACCGAAGCGCGCGCACCACAUCUAACGGAGCUACGCGCCUGGUCUGUGCUGGCGGGAAGCAUGCUGGUGCUCGCCUUCACCUGUCGCGUGCUGCUCAUCGUCUUGCUCUCUGAGUCCAUUGAAACGGAGAAAUCACCGCCGUUCCUGAUCACGGAGAACAUGUGGCCGCGGGGCUGUGUGCUGGACUGCCACCGGGGGCAGCACCGGACCGUGUGUGGAAGCAACGGACGCCUCUACAAGUCCCUGUGUGCCUUCCAGAGAGCCCGGUGCAUUAACACCCAGCUACGCAGAGCGCCGCCCUCACGCUGUGCCGAUACGACCCGGUUGAAGUGCCAGCUGGCUCAUAGCCAGGCCUUGGAGUCCAGUGUCCACAGCCACACCGCUGCCAUCUUUGUCCCGGAAUGCAGUCCAGAUGGGAGUUUCCUCCAGGUGCAGUGUCACAACCAGACCGGGUACUGCUGGUGCUCCACGCCGGAUGGAAAGCCUAUCAGCGGAACCACUGUCCUGAACGUCAGGCCUGACUGCGCAGGUGAGGGGGUUUCCUCUCGGCCUACCACUGACCCUAGCAAGCCCCAGUAUGCAGUAGGAGUCACUGCUCCUCCAUUCUGGGUGACAAUCCUGCUGAACUCUGACCCAAAAGGGAAUCGUUCUGUAAAACGCCCAACAGUAGACAGUUCUCUGACGUGUGAGCGGGAGAGGGCAGCGUUGAUGCCUGAGGAGCAUCACACGUGGAAGGAGGAGCGCUUUAUCCCAGAAUGCAGUGCAGACGGGCGCUACAGUCCCAUCCAGUGUCAUGUGGCCACAGGGUACUGUUGGUGUGUCCGGGUGGACACCGGGCGGCCCUUACCAGGCACCUCUGUCAGGAACCAGAUGCCCGACUGCAGUCCGGAGAAGCACCACAACAACCCGCCUGACAGGAGCUACAGAGAAAGACCUCUAGCAGGAUGCCCUGGGGCUCGGAAGGAGGAGUUCUUGCAUAGUCUGGUAAUGGCACUCCAACAGGAGACUGAGACAUCUGGUAUAAUUAACCCUCACAGGGCGUCGGACGUCCCCAUUUCUGGCACCAAAUUCCCUCCCACCUCACCCUCGGCGCCCCCCGUGGGGGUUGAGGAAUGGGACGUGUCAGCCCCUGGCAGGGCGGCGGCUGUGUUAGGCUGGCUCUUCUGGCAGCUGGACGCGGAUGGCAGCGGGGUGCUGAGCGAGCGCGAGGCCCGGCCCCUUCGCGUCUACCUGCGCCGGAGGCUGAAGCCGCGGCGCUGCGCCAAGAAGUUUGCUCAGUACUGCGACCGCGACAGUGAUGGUGGCAUAACCUUGAGCGAACUCCGUGCCUGUCUGGGGGUGUGAGGUGGGUUUGGGAGGUCGAGCUGUUAGUUGUGUUUUCCGGGUCUCGGGAAAAACACUUCAGGAGAAGCGAAUAUGGGUUAACAUUGAUUUGUUUGGUUUGUUACCACUUUGAGCAGAGGGGCUUUAGUUGUUAGAUUACAUCUUAUGUGUAUGUUUCCUUAGACCAAUUUGAUAAUAAGACCCAGCUCCUGUUAGGAAAACUGACCAGGGAUGGAAGAGGAGGGUUGGUUUAUCAGGAUUGGUGCGUGGUGUGUUUUACUUGCUGUAGAAUAUAAUCUCUCCAUACUCUGCUUUACAAAUCCCCUUUGAAUUAAUGCCUGAGAUGAGGGAGGUGGAGGUUAAGCCAUUCACCGUCAGGGAAUCCAUCCACAUAAAAAGACCUAGCAUUGGAGAAAGAGUUGAAAGAUAAAGAGGAGAAAAAGAAAGACAGACAAAGAGGGGGCAGUGAGUGAACAACAGUUUCUAGUCUUCUUUCAUAUUAGGCCACAUUGUCCAUGUGCUCUAUCAUGUAUUAAAUGACAAAGUCAGUGAGGAUCACCAUCAAGGUAGUUCAUACAUUCAGAAGGACUUUCAGCACAUAACAUGUGAAGUCCGGGAUGAGAUGUGGUGUGACCGGUACCAGAAGAUCUGUCCUCACCCCAGUGUAAAGACCUGUCAGUAACGUGCCUGAGCACAUACUCCACACCAGCUCCAGAUGGGUCUCUAUGUUUGGGUUUCUCUCUCCCCCAUCUCUCUCUCUCUCUCUCUCUCUGUUCCACAUUUGAGAUGGGGAGAGAGGAAGAAUGAGGAAAGAAAGAGGCUCUUUUUCCUGCACCGUGCUGAUGCCAGCUCACCAGGGACGGCUGUUUUUGGCUCGGUGUCAGGCACAUGUUAAAGUCUGCUGAGUACAUUAAGAAACCAAAACAAACAGUGUACCAAAAUGGCUACCCUGUUAGCUACCAAUACAACCCCGCCCGUAAACUCCAAUUACUCAGUCUAGCUAAGGUGUAGUGACAGUUAUAAGGGAGAAGGUGAUAUAUGUUGUAAACAGGCUUUUAUUUAAUACACUUAUCCAUCCCCCAGAGUCUCCUAGUGACAGUAAUAUGAAUAAUGAGAAAGGCCACCAAUGAAACUGAAACUGAACAGAAGCCCAAAAGGAACUGAAUUAAAUUACAGAAGAUGGUAAUUUAUUAAAUCUCUAUUUCUCUCUCUCCUCCACUUACCUCUCCUCUUAGAUCCUGUCCAGAUUAUUUAGGAUCUAGAUUCCAAAAGGAUUAACUAAUUCUAGAUCAACUGUUCUAUUCCGAGACGCUUUCUGAAUACAAGUCACAAAGUCUUGAUUUCUGCUCUUCUCCUGCCACCUCGUCAUUGGAUCAUCCUAUUGGAUCGUCCUAUUCUAAUGCGCAGCCACCAGACCUCAGCUGCAGGCCAUAGCAGAAUAUAAACUACACAGAAUAUAGAAUACAGCCUCUGCUUUGUUUCAAUGUCUUCUAACCCUGUUGUGUUAUGUUGUCUGUUCUCAUAAUACCAUCGUAUGCAUGUUUAUCAGUCAUGGUUUUCUACUUUAAAACCCACAAUAUUAACUAAUUGUAUUUUAAUUUUUUUUAUACCGGCUUGAACAUUUUUUGACAAUAAAUUGUAAGGUAUCAUAAAUCAUUGGUAAUACUGUACAAUAUUCUGUCUGUACUGAAGAAAUCUUGGAUCAAAGACCAUGUUUUCAGCCUUCAGAUAUACAGACAAUAUGGAUCACUCUGAAUGGCAAACCUAUGUCUUAAUCAAGUUAUGGCUUUCGUGAAGUGGUGCUCUGGAAAUUAGAAGGGACACCUCCAUACUGCAAGGCAUUAUGGUCAGUGGUCAGUCUGUUGUGUUACUUGAUCAUUUUAAUACUUAGGCACAUUUGGUAUAUGGCUUUACUCUGCCAGUUACCCUCCAGGUAGAGUGAUGUGUGCUAAAUUCUUUAUGAAGAAUAUGAUUAAACACGGAAUACACAACUUUUUGGUGUUUAGUUCGAGCCUUCUCUGUGAUUGAUGGACAAGAUGACAUGAAAAAUGACAGCAAAAAAAUUAAAUAAUCUACA